GUUCUGUUCUGUUCUGUUCACCAGAAAGCAAACUAGUUCUUUAAGUGUGAUUCCAACAGCGGAGGCCAUGGGCAGCCGGCAGGCGGCGGCGUUCCUGCUCGGCUGCGUCGCCGCGCUCACCGUCGUCGUGCUGCUGCUGCAGCGCCGCCCCGAGGAGCUCACCAGCAGGGCACCACUGCUGCAAGUCUUCGGAGGCGGAGGGGCAGGGCCGUCGCCGUCGCCGUCUCAGUCCAGCUCCUCCUCACCACCAGCAGAUAGCAAUAAUACCACUGCCGCAGCCGGCGAUCCACGCCUUCCGCCGCCGCCCAACCAUGGCGAGGACGAAGACGAAGACGAAGACGAAGAGGAGUUCCGCGGGCUCGCGGCGGCGGUGUCGCGCGCGGCGACGGCGGACGACCGGACGGUGAUCAUCACGUGCGUCAACCAGGCGUGGGCGGCGCCCGGCUCGCUGCUGGACCUGUUCCUGGAGAGCUUCCGCGUGGGCGACGGCACGGCGCCCCUGCUGCGCCACCUGCUCAUCGUGGCCAUGGACGCCGCCGCCAUGGCCCGGUGCCGCGCGCUCCACCCGCACUGCUACCUCUACUCCCCGGCCCGCGGCGUCGACUUCGCGCCCGCCAAGCCCUUCCUGUCCAGGGACUACCUGGAGCUCGUCUGGAGCAAGCUCAGGCUGCAGCGCCGCGUGCUCCGCCUCGGCUACAGCCUCCUCUUCACCGACGCCGACGUGCUGUGGCUCCGCAACCCGCUCAAGCACGUCACGGCGUACGCCGACAUGACCGUCUCCUGCGACGUCUUCUUCGGCGACCCGGACGGCGUCGACAACUUCCCCAACACGGGAUUCUUCCACGUCAGGCCCAACAGCCGCACCAUCGCCAUGGCCGCCGCGUGGCACCGGGCCCGGGACAGGUUCCCGGGCAAGAACGAGCAGCCCGUCUUCAACGCCAUCAAGAAGGGCCUCGUCGCCGACCUCGGCCUCCGCCUGCAGUACAUAGACCCGGCCUUCGUCGCGGGCUUCUGCAGCUACGGCAGGGACCUCGGCAAGGUCUGCACCAUGCACGCCAACUGCUGCGUCGGCCUCCGCGCCAAGAUCACCGACCUCCGGACCCUGCUCCACGACUGGAAGAACUACACCGCCAUGCCGCACUGGGCCAAGCACCAGGCCAAGUGGACCGUCCCCGGAGCGUGCAUCCAUUGACGGCCACGACCCAUGAUGCAUCUUCCUAGCUACACGUCGAUCGCAGGAAAAGGACACUAACUAGUACAAUACCAUGGAUGAGAUGAAUUCACAUAUAUUACUCUAGCUUAUAUGCGUCCGAAUCGUGAGAGCUUGCGUCUUGCGUUGCGCCUCCCGAAAGACAAGGAACACAAUUACAUCUUGUGUUAUCCAUGACGGAUGAGGUCGGGCACCGGCCUACACGAAAACGAUUAUCCGUCGGUUAGAAAUUUACCCGCUUUUAUUAUAAUAUGGUAAUUUUUAGAAACGAUAUUGUCUUAUGGAAUCGAUACAAAUAGGAGUCGAUCUCCAGUUCAAGUUCAAGCUUGUUCGUUUUAACCCUAAUCCAUAUAUAUUGGAGGAGAUUUCAAAUAAAUUGGAGGAGAUUUAGUCGAUUUCAAUC
Molecule: messenger RNA, 1613 nt
Organism: Zea mays
Lineage: Eukaryota; Viridiplantae; Streptophyta; Magnoliopsida; Poales; Poaceae
Product: Nucleotide-diphospho-sugar transferase family protein
Exons: 1
Coding region: 68-1192 (374 amino acids)
Source: RefSeq, marked predicted